This is a messenger RNA of Cervus elaphus (red deer), 7137 nucleotides long. RefSeq names its product SLX4 interacting protein (gene SLX4IP). NCBI's taxonomy places the organism in Eukaryota, Metazoa, Chordata, Mammalia, Artiodactyla, Cervidae. The record is from RefSeq and is a predicted model, not a curated record.
CGCUUAAGAGGCGCUCAUGGAAUGGAACGUGACCAACCGCUCGCGGCGGGUCCCAGGCCUUCCGGCCUUGACCAGUGGUGAAGCGCCGGAUCCCACGGCCGCUCACCAGCCCGCGUCUUCCGGAGCGACCGCCCAGAAGACCCGGAGAGGAGGAGCCGUCGCGGCCGCCCCUGUGUAGCGGGGCGGGCGGGAGGCCCUCAGCGGCGCGGCGUCCGCCCCUCGUCCCCGCGGGGGCUCGCGGGCGUCGGAGGCCCCUGAGUCUGUGCGCUCGCCGGCUGGCUCAUGUCCGUGCCGACUCCCCUCCCGCUGAUGCGUUCGAGGGCCAAGACUGCAUUCUUCCGUUCAAAGGAACUGUGAGAGAAGUUAGCCUCAUGGCUGUCUCACAAUGCACCCGCCAUUGAGAAAGCCACCUUCAGCUGCCAACCCGUGUUUUCUAUACUCGUUCCCCAUCAAACAUUCGGGAGACUCUCCCUCUUUUUGUGCUAGUAAUUUUCAAGAAACGUUCUGUGUCACAGAAAUGCUGCGUUUUAUUUUUCUCUCUCGAUCGCCCUUCUCCCUGCCACAGCGGGUAACUGGUUUGUCACCGACCAAUCGAGCUCGCUUUGUUCGCGGUCUCUAGAUAGAGGUCCUCCGCCGCCAUGAUUGUUUUGGGCCCUCACUGGAAGCCGCGAGAUCUUGCACGGAGGACAUUUUUGUUUUUGGAAGAUCCCGCGCGCUCUUCCGGCCGUUAGUUUAGUGUUCGCCGCCAUCUUAAGCCCUGGUUGUGGCUUCAAAUGGGCCGCGAAGCAGCCCAGGCCAUCUUGUGUUUGGGCGGCCGCAGGGUUUUGCGCGCCGGCAGCGCGGGGGAAGCGGGAAGGAGGUCGGCGCCCGGAACACCCGGGCUUUCAAAGGCUGGCUUGUGAGCCUGUGGCCGCCUUUCUAGUCUGAGUUUGCACAGCCAGGUACCACUUCACCAGUGACCCCGGACAGUAACUAAACAAAAGCCCGACCCCAAACCCUGCCACCAUCGUAGGGGUUCUCAGCUUUGGCUGCUUAUGAAAAUCACUUGGGGUGCUUAAAAAACAACAACCCAGAGCAGUAUCUGUAGAGUUUUGAGAUCCUGUGGAUGGAAUUUAAGGAAGUUAAGGAUCAGAGCUCCUUGUCCAGUGACUGAAUCCCAGCCCUCGGCAGUGAAAGCAGAGAGGUCUAACUACUGGGCCUUGAGGGAAUUCCCUAGGUGUCUGUAAUUAUUCUGGAACCAGUAAACCAUGGCAUCAAAGAAAUUUGCUGUUAAAUGUGGGAACUUUGCUGUCCUGGUGGAUCUUCACGUAUUGCCGCAAGGUUCAAGCAGAGAUACUAGCUGGUUUUCUGAACAGAAAAAAGAGGAAGUCUGUUUACUGUUAAAAGAAACCAUUGAUUCAAGAGUGAAGGAGUACUUACAAGUUCGUAAACAGCACAGACCAUCAGAUACAGAAUUCACAAGAUCCAAUCCCUUGUCCUUAAAAGGUUAUGGCUUUCACAUCACAGCCUAUUUCCUCAAAAGAAGAAUACGUCUCCGCUGCCUCAGGGGCUCACCAAGGACAGAACUCCAAGUGUUUCCCGACAGGUUUGUGGUCUGCGUAAGUCAGCUUGCAUUCAGUCGUGAUCUUUUGGCAAGUCAGAGUGAAGAGUUGCAGCCGGGAAGAGCUCUCCAUGGAGCAACGGGGGAUCGUACUGGCUGUGUGGAACAACUACUUCCUCCUGGGGCAGAGCCCAGGAGAAAUGUUCUUCGAGAAAUUGCAAACAGAACUGAGACAAAAAGCAGUGCCGUGAGCAGAUCUCAGAGCAACAGGGACAGUGUGGGAGCACCCAGUGACUCGGUGGCUACAGAGGGAGCAUGGAGGAAGGGCGGCCGGCCAGCCUCAUCCAUCCCCCCGGCCAUGGGACAAGCGGAGGACGACAGGAAAGCAUCUGAGACCCACCAGGGGCUUCCUGCUCUGAAGCUGGAGAAAGGUCAUCAGGCCUGGCCGGAGCAGCAGAAACCUCAUCCCAGGGUGCGGUUGCAGACCGGGCUUCUAAGCAGGAGCCUUGUCUGUGGCUGUGAGUCAGCAUUCCCGGGUCCAAAGCAAAGUCCACCAGGGGCCAGAGCACCGCAGAAAUGCAGGAAGCACAACCCUGCAGAAGACGCCGGCCACCACAAGAGAGUUUCUCUUGGAAGUGAUCGAUUAGUCCCGAGGGAAAUAAUAGUAGGGGAAGAAAGCAAAGCGGUCAGGGUCCUGCCAACUUGAGAGCUGUCAGAUCUGGGGUAACUUUUGAAACAAGAUUUGGCAGAAACUGCAUCUAAUGAAGAGUCGCAUGUUUUGGAAACUCUCUCCUCCAGACAUCUUACAAAAAAUAAGCCAGGCAGGCACAACUCAGCCACAAACACUGAAAGCUUAGCUCUGACUCAGGGCAGCCCAACCAAAAAAGAAAAGGAUGGAAGCAGCUACUUGCUCACAGAAGAGGAUUGCAACCCCGGCGUGAAGGAUGUCGUGACCAGACCUGGGAUAAGUGAGCGGUGUGCCUAGAAGCCAUGACUUAAAGGAAUUUAAAUGAUCAUUUUCAGUAGAAAAUAUGUACCUGCGUUGGGCUUAACUUUCAAAGCAGCAGCCUCCAGGAGAUUGUUCUGACAGCACCGCUCCUUUCUGGUUCACACUUUAACGUCAGAAACUCACUUUAGUGAUAAACAGCCAUUGGCUUUGUCGGCAGUGACAGCAUCCAUAGAGGAAGCACAUGAAGAAACCAGUGGUGCGCUUUAUCACAUCCUUGCAUGAAGCCCGCAGUGACCGUGGUGCUCUCUUUCUGGCCAGUCCUCCUGCCCUGCAGCCUGAGUCGGGCAGCAGUGGAGGAACAGGCUUGCGGGUCACCCCGUCUGCUUGCGGCCCCAGCGUCAUAUCUGAACGUGUGUAAGAAAGGCAGAGCCUGGGCCCCACCCAGACCUACAGAGUGAGAAACUGGGUGAUUCUGAAACCUGUUUGAGGUUGGCAACCCCCAGGCUAUUUGGAGAGUCCCUGGGAUUGAUUUCCUGCAGCCUGACUGUCCUGGCCCCCAGAGUAUCAGCAGGGCCCACAUGUAGACCUGCAGCCGUCACGCCCCCUCAGGUGUGAAGCACUCUGUUCCCAGGUCCUUAAGCAUGGUGGCCAUAGCGCCCGGGAGCUGUGCCUUUGCGCUCAGAGUUGGAGGACAUUUACUUAUAAUUUGGCCUGACAUUAGGGGGAGACGUCAGAGAGGCUUGUUCUUUCUUGUAGUUCAGGCAUGUCCCUGCCCCUUGCCCCUGCCCCCACCUUUAAGACUCUGGUUAAGUUCAGAACAGAUCCGAGCCCCAGGGGAAUUCAGUGGGCAGAGUUUGCAGUUUCCCACUUGGAAGCCUUCACAGGCAGUUUAGAUUUCAAACCAGGAGCCUUCCAUUUGCAGGAUCACCCACUGUUGUCUCCAGUGGGCUUGCUGAAAUGUCAUGCAGUGAAUCAUAGCAAUGACUUAUUUUGGAUGGACAACUAUAGUAGAUUUUCUUAACCGAGUUUUAUUCUGAAAUAAGGAAGGAAGCUAUUCAAAGGCCACCCAUCAAAUGUGUCUUUUUUUCCUGUUCAACAUUGGGUGGUCCUUUGAAAGUAAUACCUCCUCCCUAGUAACACGGAAAAUCAAGAUAUUCCCCACAGUGUAGGAGUUAGCAAAAAAAAAAAAAACAAAACAGAAAAGCCCAACAAAAUAAAAGAAUAUGGAAGUGGACACAGUGUAAGUUCAUGCUUAAGAUUAAUUAGUGGUUUCUCCCAGCUCAUUCUGUCCUUCCCCAGCUCUCCUUUCCUUAGACUGUAGGGCAGGACUGAUUAAGAGGCAGCCGAAUUUCAUGGCACCAUCUUGGGUCAUGAAGCUAAGUCUUCCUUGCCAUGGCUGGCUGCGGAUGCAGGCCCUCUUCUUUGAUGUUCCAGACUCUUCUGGAGACCUCUUCCCUUCCUGUGACCCCAGCCUCACCAUCCCCACCAGGAAUGUGGCCCUGCCUGCUGACAUCUCCUCCUCUUCGCUCCGAGCUCUUAAUCCCGCCCCAGGUAACUCUGUUCACUGGGCUCCACAGUAGAAGAGGUAGCCCAGCAGAAUACCAGCCUCCGUGGCGCGGAGUCCACUCGUCCAGGACACGCAGCCUACACAGGGCAGAGCCCUCCGAGAAGGUGACAGAGCACGGUCUGUCCUGAGCCCCCUCCAAGUCUCCCGUUUUCUGGCUGUGCUUGCCACUGAAGAUGGGCUCACAGUGUGUCGUUGAGUCGUAAAGAGAAACAGUUAUUGCAGUAGUUUAAGCAGAGAGGGCACAAAUAGCAACCCAGGUGAUAGGCCAAGAAACAGUGAGCUCCCUGGAAGAAUCUGGAAUAAGGAAGAGCCAUCCCAGUAGCUGCUGCCUGCCCCAGAACUAGGGGGAGCUGUUUGAACUGGAGGCACCAGAGAAAGUUUUUAGCAGGUUUUUAUUUCAUUAGUUAACCUGGGCCUGGUGGUUAAAGCCAGUACUUGUGUGUUUAAUGAUUAUCUUUCAAGAAAAUUCUUGGCUUUAGAGUUUGGUGUAUUUGUGGAUAUAACAAUGACUGAGUUUGGGACUUCCCAUCUCUCAAUGCAGGGCACAUGGGUUCAGUCCCUGGUCCAGGAACUAAGAUCCCACAUGCCGAGGGGCAACCUGAGAAGGCCGUGUGCCACAACUAGAGAAACGCCUGUGCAAUGCAGUAAAGAGCCAGUGUGCCCAAAAUUUAAAAACAGAAAGGUUGUUUAAAAGCUGUGUCAUUGCACCUUUGGCUGUAGAUCAGCAGGGUCUUUCUCACAGCCUUCGUGUACAUGGGUUUUAACAGUACUAGCAAAGGAACCAACUUUCCGCUUCUGCACUGGGGCAUGUGUUUGAGCAAUUUCACCUUUAAGCAUUUUCCUUCCACAUGUCUGAAACACCCCUGGUUCUCUUGUUUCUUGAGUGGUUGUUUGAUUCUUUGGAUAUUUGGAAGUUCAGAGGGGAAAAUGGCUGCCAGGUUUUUUUGUUGCUUAUUAGGUGGGAAAUGAAGAGUUGGUUCUCUACUGCUGGAAGUGGGUGUGUUUUGAUAUGCUUGAUAAUCUUCAUAAUUCAUCUACAAAUCUGAGACUCUGUCAGUAUUCUUGGUUAAAAAGAAUAAGUUCUUCAGUCACUCACUUAAUAACCCAAAUUAAAUGUAUAUUCAAGUUCCUGUAACUCUGAUGCUUGGAAGAAAUAUGGAUCCUAUUGAUUGAUGUUAUAACUUUGAACUCCCUAACUUUCUCAAUGUCAUGGCUUCUAAGUCACCUCCAUGUGCUUCCAAAUGACUUUUUAAUAGAUUAGUUUGGGUGUUUGGUUUUUUUUUUUUAUGUCCAUAAAUGUCUGAGAACAGUCAGUGUGACUUUUCUUCCACAUUUUUCUUUUCUUUGCCUCUGGAGGUUACCUGACAUCCAGCCAUGCAUGUAAAUCAUGAAAUGCAAAAGAGCAAACUUUUAGGAAGACAGGAAUAAAUGUUGCAGCUUUUGUUCACUCAUUUUAAAUGAAAAAAGUGGGAAAAUGUUAUUUCAUUUUAUAAAAAGCAAGAGUCCCAAAAACGCUCUGUAGUUUUGUUUAUGGAGAACGUGGCUUCUCUCUAAAAAACGUAUCUCAGGAUGUAUCUUGAAAACAUCAAUAGGAUCACUGUUUGCGUUCAGUGCCUUAUUUGGACUUUAACCUGAAUUGUGCAUGUUGGUGGCUUGAGAGGGCAAGGCACAGGAGGGAAGGGAACCAUGACAGGAGAGCGCCGGGCCACGGUGCCGCCCUCCCCGUGGCCUGCAUGCGUUCUCAGCAGGCCCCGCUGCAGUCUGACGCGCAGUUCUGGCGACUGGUCCUCCCUUGGCUUUCCUGAGCCAGCCCCGCCCUCCAGCAUGCUGUGCUAUGGCUUGCAUAUAGAAGUCCUUUUCAUUUCUUCUUGUCUUUCAUGAGGAAAUUCCCACACAUGGUUUGUCAGGACAGGAGAGUUCAAACCUUGUUGCUGAAAUACAAAUCAAUUGAAACGUGUUGGAACAAGUAGGAAAUCAAAGUUGAGCUGAUUUCUGUUAAACAGUUUAAAGUCUUCCUCAGUACCAAAUAAAUUAAGUGUUGUAAAGUGAAGUUAAUUUGGAUAAUCACUCAGGGCAGAAGUCUAACCAUAUAGAUGAUGGGCAUUACAAUUUAUGGUAUAAUUGGAUCCUCAGAAAUCUACAGAACUCCCUCUCCGUUUGUUUCUCUAUUUACUUAACAAGACAUGGAACAAAUACAUGUCAAUGUGUAGCUGAACUGAGGGGACUUGAGUGGAUGAAGUUAUUGCCUUUAAUUAUCAAGAACUACUCAGUUCCAGGGUUGGAUUUAAUCAUGUAAGUUGUGUUAUGCAGCAUGAUUGCCAUUACAGUUACUUAUUUAAUUAAUUAAACUUAGUUAAUUAAACAAAUCAGUAAAAUCAGGAAAACCUUACAUUUGAUCCCAAAGCACCUGACCAGGCAACUAAGGGUGUGGUGUUUUGUUUUGUUUUUAAUUUGGGCUGCUCUGUUUUAAUUUUAAUUUUGGCUGUUUUUAAUUUUGGCCGUCACUUCAUGGCAGCGUGCAGGCUCUUCAUUGCGGGGUGCAGGCUUUUCUGGUUGUGGCACAUGGCCUUCCCUAGAUGUGGCGCUGGGGCUUUGUUGCCCCACAGCACGUGGGGUCUUAGUUCCCUAACCAGGGGUCGAACCCACGACCAGCAGGGAAGUACCCUAAAGGUGUGGAUUUGACGGAGCCCCAGGGUAGAUGUUCUUCGGUCAAGGCAGAAAGCCAGUCCUUGCAUUCAUCACCAGGCGAGCUCUCUUCUCCCACUGACCUUAUUCUCUUGUUUGGUUUCCCUGGUGGCUCAGAGGGUAAAGCAUCUGCCUGCAGUGCAGGAGACCUGGGUUCAGCCCCUGUGUCUGGAAGAGCCCCUGGAGAAGGGAACGGCUACUCACACUGGUAUUCCUGCCUGGAGAAUCCCUUGGGCAGAGGAGUCUGGUGGGCUACCGUCCAUGGGGUCACAAGAGUUGGACACAACUGAGCAAUUAACACACUCCAAAAUAGUUUCAAUGGUUGUGCAUUUCUAGGGGAUGAAAUUAGUGUGUAGUUGUAAAUGAACCUAUUUCAUGAAUAAAAAGUAAAAUUGU